AUGGAGAUGAACCUGCUGAGAAGCCGUACCUUCUCUCCGCUCCCAUCGACACCCCGGCCGGCCUCCUCCCAGCGCCGCCGCCGCCGGCUUCCCUCCAUAACAUUCCUCCCGCCGCAGCCUCGUCUGCCAAGCCGAGGGGACAGGGUGUACAGCAGGGCAAUGCAGCAGCGGCAGGAGUGGGUGGGGGACUGGGUCCGGAGCAACGACACGCUUGUCCGCGCCCUCCCCAUCCUCGUCGGCGGCGCGUCACUCCUCGCCGUCCUCCUCAACCGUGCCGUUUCCGGCAUCGCCGCCGUCUCCGACGCCUCCAGUUCGCAGUCGAGGGCCGACAUACUCACCUUGGCGCUCUCUGUAACUGAUAUCCUUGCCGGCCUUGUUUGGCUGUCAAUCCGCCCAAAAACCAUUUCUCCGGUCGCUCCUCGUGGCGUCGAUUGUAAGCGAGUAGAUGAGGAUGUAUCAAGUUCUGCUCUUCGUGAACUACUUUGGACAUGGGAUUCCUUGACGGCUGCAACUUGUUGCAAAUCAUUGGUUGUUGUGUAUGGAGGUAAUUGCAAACUUCAAGUUGGGGUUGCUGCUGCCUCUCCAGAAGAUGGUAAUGCUGUUAAUGUGGAUGCGCAGAAGUUCAUGCAAGGUUCCCUUUACAAGAGUGCCAUGGAAUCCAAGAAGCAAUCUUAUCUAGCAAAUCUUGCUUUAUAUCCUGGAAGAACUGAGCUGCCAUUUCUACCAACUAACACGCAGGCCCUAAUAUUGCAGCCAAUUGGCGAUGAAGGAAUUGCAGUUAUUGGUGGUGACACUAUAAGGGGGUUCACUAAUCUUGAUCAGGCAUGGAUUGCUAUGAUUGCAGACAAGUUGGAUGCUACAUUGUCAAAGCCUUAA
Molecule: messenger RNA, 876 nt
Organism: Triticum turgidum subsp. durum (durum wheat)
Lineage: Eukaryota; Viridiplantae; Streptophyta; Magnoliopsida; Poales; Poaceae
Source: the annotation of a GenBank genome assembly